This is a messenger RNA of Labrus mixtus (cuckoo wrasse), 7410 nucleotides long. RefSeq names its product signal-induced proliferation-associated 1-like protein 1. Gene Ontology annotation, cellular component: cytoplasm. Gene Ontology annotation, molecular function: protein binding; GTPase activator activity. The transcript is spliced from 21 exons. Gene Ontology annotation, biological process: activation of GTPase activity; regulation of small GTPase mediated signal transduction. The coding region runs from base 381 to 5576 and encodes 1731 amino acids. Lineage: Eukaryota; Metazoa; Chordata; Actinopteri; Labriformes; Labridae. The record is from RefSeq and is a predicted model, not a curated record.
AGAGAGAGUGAGCAAAGAGUGGGGAGACUGCCUGAAUGAUCUCAUCUCUCCUGCAGCUGCAUAGCGCAGCGAGGCAAACACGUAACUUUCUAUCAAACUUCCAAGUUGCCUUUCGGAGGAGGACACCGGAGCAUUUUCGGGUUUGAAACGGAGCGGACUCGUUUCCCGCGGAGGAUUGUAUGAAAAAAGCCAAGUGCCAGCGUCGACACAGUUGAGGAAGAAGCUUGCGUGCUGAAGGCAUCUGCUGUCUUUUCCUUUUUUUGCGUCUUUGCUUGUUGAUCCAAACAAUCAACCUGCUCAUGAAGCCAGGGAGCAGCCUCUCCUCCCAGAGGCAGCCAUGUCUCCUUGCUAAGUGACCUUUAGCCUUUGGCAGUGGUGUCAUGACCAGCCUGAAGCACCCACCUAUGGAACGCCCUGUUGGGGGAACUAUCCCCGCCACCGAUGAGUUUUACACCCGCCACCUCCGUAUGGCAAAUGGAGGGGUUUUGCCAACACGCACAGACAAUAUUCAUUCCACUGUGACUACAGGAGUGCCUAAAAUGGGUGUACGUGCUCGGGUGGCUGACUGGCCCCCGAGGAAAGACUUUUCAGGAGCUGUGUGGCAAUCAACUAUGGAGGCUGAGAACUCUGGUGUGCCCUCUGCUGGAAAAAGUCACAUGAAGUUAGGCUCUAUGAUGAGCCCUCAGGACUCAUCAAUGCUGCGUAACAUCCAUAAUACUCUGAGGAAUCGAACCCAGACCCAGGCUAACAACUACAGCCUGGACACCCGUUAUCUAGCACCAGACUACCGAGGUCCAGUACAUCGAAACCCACGACAGAGACGCAUCCGUCAGCGCAGCAACAGUGACAUGACCAUCAGUGAAAUGGAGGCCAGUGGAGACAGUGGAGAGGACUGGGCUUCACCUACAGGAGCCAAAUGGUCUCCUCUUCAUCGUGAGUACGGUAGCACCUCCUCCAUUGAUCAGCAUGGAGCAUCUGGAGAGAGCUUCUUUGAAAUGCUUAAGGGCUAUCAAGGGGACAAAGUUGACCAGCGUAGCCCUGCUCCAGCCAAACUGGAGGACAUGCUGAAUAUCGGGCCAACUCAGGCUGUCCUUGAUCUUCAGGAAGACAUUGUGGAUGGCCAGCCUCCCAAAGCUAAGGACAGAGAUAAACCCCCAAAGAGACGGACCAAAUCUGAGACUGGGGGUGAGUCUAUAUUCCGUAAACUUCGUAAUGUGCGUGGUGAGUUAGACUCCCCUAGGGCGGGGUCUGACAUAGAGGACAGCCGGACAGAGGACAUGGGCCCCCCUCUUAAACCCUGGGUGUGCCAGAAAGGCUUUGCCCACUACGAUGCUCAAAGCAUGCUGUUUGACCUCAAUGAAGUUACUCAGCUGAGACAGACGGCCGGCAAGAGGAAAAACAUCACCACAGGGGCAUCUGCCGCAGCUGUAGCCUCGGCUACCUCCACCUUGUCAUCCACGCAUAGCCUGCCUUACAGCUCCCCGAGUGGCAGCCAGGAGGAGCUCAGUUCCAGGGACAGUCCCGGUUUGGACGCAGGAGAUGAACAGAGCAAUGAGAUGCUGCUAAGCUGCCCCUGCUUCCGCAAUGAGAUUGGAGAUGAUGGGAUUGGCAGGCUCAGGUUGGGAGCAGGUGGAGGAGGUUAUAAUGGGCUUUUGGGUGGCGGAGCAGGUAACGGUUGCUCAGGGACCCUGAGUGGGGAAAGUAACUUGUACGAAACAUCUGUGAGCACACACUGCACCAAUGCUGGAGUAGCAGUGUUGGAGGGGCCAAAGGAAGGGCCCAGCACGCUGAGUGAGAAGGGCAAACAGUACAUUGUUGAGCACGUGGACCUGGGAGCCUACUACUACAGGAAGUUCUUCUAUCUUAGGGAACACUGGAACUACUUUGGGAUAGAUGAGGCGCUGGGUCCGGUGGCUGUGAGUUUGCGCAGGGAGAAGCUGGAGGAGGAGAAGGAGCAUGGCCAGCAGUAUAACUACCGCCUCAUCUUCAGAACCAGCGAGCUGACAACUCUGCGGGGCUCUAUCCUCGAGGACGCAGUGCCUUCCACCUCUAAGCAUGGCACCACCCGAGGGCUGCCCAUUAAGGAGGUGUUGGAGUACCUCCUCCCUGAGCUGGAUCUGUCCUGCCUCAGACUGGCACUCAACACACCAAAAGUCACAGAGCAGCUCAUGAAACUGGAUGAACAGGGGCUGAGUUUUCAGGUGAAGGUGGGAGUGAUGUACUGCCGAGCGGGUCAGAGCACAGAGGAGGAGAUGUAUAACAAUGAGAUGGCUGGUCCCGCCCUGGAAGAGUUCCUCCAACUGUUGGGAGAGAAGAUUCGCCUCAAAGGCUUCACCAAGUACAGAGCCCAGCUGGACACCAAAACGGAUUCCACAGGUACUCACUCGCUGUACACAACGUACAAGGACUAUGAGAUCAUGUUCCAUGUGUCGACUCUGCUGCCUUACACACCCAACAAUAAACAACAGCUGCUGAGGAAGCGCCACAUAGGAAACGACAUAGUGACCAUCGUGUUCCAAGAGCCGGGCUCUCACCCCUUCACUCCCAAGACCAUACGCUCUCACUUUCAGCACGUCUUCAUCAUUGUUCGGGUGCACGAUCCCUGCUCUGACAACACAUGCUACAGUGUGGCUGUAACACGUUCCCAGGACGUCCCCUCCUUCGGCCCGCCAAUCCCCAAGGGUGUGACCUUCCCGAAGUCCACUGUCUUCAGGGACUUCUUGCUGGGCAAAGUCAUCAACGCUGAGAACGCAGCACACAAGUCAGAGAAGUUCGGUGCCAUGGCGACACGUACACGGCAGGAGUAUCUGAGGGACUUGGCAGAACGUCAUGUGACCAGCACUCCAGUAGAACCCACUGGAAAGUUCCCCUUUAUCUCUCUGGCUCACAAGCGACGGGAGAAGGUGCGUCCGUACAGUGGGGCGGAGCUCCGGAGCCUCGGGGCGGUGACCUGGCAGGUCCACGCUGAAGAUCAGGUGGCCGGUGCUGAACGCGAAUGCCUGUUGGCCAUUUCAAACGACUUCAUCAUCCUGUUAGAUCAGGAGGCCAAAGCGGUCGUGUUCAACUGUGCCACACGUGACGUGAUUGGAUGGUCGACAGGGAGCCCCGCCUCCAUGAAGAUCUACUACGAGCGUGGUGAGAGUGUGUCACUGCGCUCCAUCAAUAACAACACGGAAGACUUUGGAGAGGUGGUCAAAAGACUGGAGCUUUUGACCAAGGGAAGUCAGACCACAGAGAUGACCCUGCGCCGUAAUGCCCUGGGCCAGCUGGGCUUCCACGUCAACUUUGAGGGCAUUGUUGCAGAGGUGGAGCCGUAUGGUUACGCUUGGCAGGCCGGGCUCAGGCAGGGCAGCCGAUUGGUUGAGAUUUGCAAGGUGUCGGUGGCCUCGCUGUCUCACGAGCAGAUGAUCGACCUGCUCAGAACCUCUGUUACUGUGAAAGUUGUGAUCAUCCCACCGCAUGAAGACUCCACACCUCGCAGAGGCUGCUCAGAAAUCUACCACAUGCCACUGGUGGAUUACAAGAACCACAAAGAAGGUAUGCCCUACGAGUUAAAGUUCCCCUUCCGCCCUGCCAACAACAACACAAAGUGGCCGCGCACCUCAUCCAGCCCUCACACCCGCGCUGCUGGCACAGGUGGGACACUUAUUAAAGCCCCGCCUUCAGACUUCAGCGACCGCAACGCUGCUGCUAUGCCCCGUAGUGUGUCCAGUGACGGGCGACCCCUCAACCCCAAAAGAUAUUCCCCAGGGAAUGACAACUAUGCUCUGGCCUGCUCCAUUGUGAUGGGACGCACAAUGCACAACACAAAUUCCCCUGCCGCCCUCUCCUACACAGACACCAUGAGCUCCAACCACUGGAGGCAGAAGUCCAUGCCUGAUGGGUUUAAUAACAACAACUGCCAGUCCCCUGUGUCCUCUGUGAGGCAGGGGGCAGGCGAGGGGGCCAAUGGGAUUAAAGCAUGCUCUGGUGUUGGAUGGUCCCGGACUGGAGAGGGGGAAGCGGCAGGCAGAUCCGGGGACAAAACAAAUGAAGAAGGUGGCGUUUCAAAGGCAGUGAUCCCUCGUCUACAGCUGUCUGAGCAGACCGGCCACAUAUCUCCAAACAAAGGCACUAAGUCGGAUGGUCCAUAUUCAUCCAGCCAGUCAAGCAGCAACACACUCUCUAGCAACGCCUCCAGCUCCGCCCACAGUGAUGAGAAAUGGUACGAAGUUGGCUCACGUUCAGGUGUGCGCAGCGAUCUCGAUCUCAACGGCUAUCUUCAGGGCACCUCCACCGACAGCGGCAUUGAUGCCACCUCCUUCACUGCCACACAGAGCAGCACAGCUUCCUCCACCGGUGCCUUCAGGGCCAAAGACAAAGUUCCCUGGCAGGACGACCCCGCAGGCGGUCAGAGGGCCAUAGACACUCCACCUCCAAUACCAGAUAGUCUGGUCGCCAUCGGCGGCAGUGAGAUCCCGGCAAAGAGUCCGACUGCUCUUGUUCCUGAUAGUGGAUCCUACAGCCUGAGCGACGCCGCCUCCCACUCCAGCUCCGGACAAUCAGGGAGUCCGAUGUCCCCACAAGACGAUGCAGCAGGAAGGGCCACCUCACCCACAUCCCAGGACUCUCCUGGGACCAAGAGUUUCUACCCUCGACAAGGAGCCACUUCUAAGUACCUGAUUGGCUGGAGGAAGCCUGGGGGAACCGUCAACUCUGUGGACUUUGGCAGCACUCGCAAACGGCACCAGAGUGAUGGUUUACUGGGUGGUCAGCCACAGCUCAGGGCCAACCUCCGAGGCGCCCAGUCCCCCCAGCGGCACACUGCCAAGUCGAGCUUGGAGGAAGACUUGAAAAAGCUCAUCACACUUGACAGCCCUCCACCUACUACGAUUGAAGAGAAGCCAUUGUUUCCUGGACCUCUGCCCACACGGCGCUCCCUGCAAAGGACCCUCUCAGAUGAGAGUAUUUACAGCGGGCAGAGGGAGACGUCCUCCAGCGGACAGCGAGACACACCCACUGACCUUCUGUUCAGCUGCUCCACCAUGCCACGCUCACCUACUGCACGCCAUGGAGCAAGCCGCCGAGCAUCACACAAAUCCCUGGGAGACUUGUCGGCCCCAGAGAGCUCCGAGCUGGAGCAGGAGAGGAAGAGGCAGCAACUUCAGGACUCUGCCCUCAUGCCCCUGCCUGACUCAGGGGCAGAUGCCCCACUUGACUGGGCCCACCUGGUAGAUGCUGCUAAGGCAUUUGAGGAGCAGAGGCUGGUUUUCCUGGCAGCCCAGGAGGAGAGCUCCAUGGCUGAGAGUGCUGCAGCUGCCAGCCCCCAGCAGGCUGAGCCUCAGGCAGCCCCGCUGAGACUGCCCUCCCCAGGAGAGAUUCCAGCCUGCUUGAUGGGGAAGGUGAACCAGCUCGAGUCGAUGGUGAUGACACUACAGGAGGACUUGAAGAAGGAGAAGGAUGCAAAGGCGUCGCUGCAGGUUCAGAUCCAGAGCUUACGAGAGGACAACCAGCGCCUCCUGGAGGAGUCCUACAGCGCCUCGGCCAAGCUCAAGAAGUUCACAGAGUGGGUCUUUAACACCAUUGACAUGAACUGACAUACGCGGCUGCCGACUGCUCUGCAUUGGGAGUUUGACCACUACUCACACUGAACUGGAACUCUGUCAACAGAAUCACUAAGGAAAACUCACACAACAUUAACUGUUCUAUGGAGCUUUCACAAACCAGUGCCAACAUGGACUUACAGCAUCGUCCUCCUUCAGCCUCGUCGAUCUGUGGUUUGAUCACCAUGAAACAAAACACAACAAGGGUAAUAAAAGACAAAGAGUAGGGUGCGACUGUGUUUAAAUCAGCAUGCACUCCCUUCCUUACAUUUCACAAAAUAAAAAGUGUCUAAUUCAGCGGGUUGUUGGGAUCCCUGCAUGUCAGAGAGAGCAAGAUGUUGAAACCAACGUAAAGGGAUUCAAAGUUAUUGUUCCCAUUUAGCUCCCCGGCUAACCUUAUUAUAAGAGAACAGAUUUACAAUUAAAAACCUCCAACACAAAUUGAAUUGUGUUCGUCCCAUGCGAGAGAUGGUGAAAACAGUCCUGUGAUGCCUGUUAAAGAGGUAGACACUUUUUUAAGAACUAAGUGACACUGUGUUGUUUAUUAACUUUUCUUUAAACAUUCAUCAAUAAUCCCAAUGCAGAGGAAAAAAAGUAUUCCUUCUAUUUCUAAUCAAACGAAAAUAAGCUACCUGAGAUGAUGUCAUCCUCCAUAGGACACUAUGCUUUUUUUCCUCAUAGCAGAUUGUGUUGGUACACGCAGACAGAUGGACCCUUUGUGUAGCACAUAACUUAAAAAAAAAACACUGUGUUGUCUGUCUGAAGAACCUAUGUAAUGAGAUUGUACACGUGAUUUCAAAGUAUAAUUUCUCAUGGGUUAAAAGCAAGUGAGUCUUAAAAAAGGACUUCUGGUCACAAGCUGAUGAAAAGAUUAUAUAUUGUGAAAAAAAAAAAUAGAACAAUAUUGGUGCCAUACGGAUGGAGCCUGAGCAUUCACUGCAUUAUUGUAAAUAUCUGAUGUUAGCAUUUAUUUUCUCACUUUUGCCCCUUGGUAUAUUAUAAAGAGUAUUUAUGAUGAAGGUAGUGGUGGAGAAAAAAAAAGACUGCAGAUGCAUUAAGAGAUAUACUUAUAAUGAUCAACCCCCUUAUGUGAGAGAAUAUAUUUAUCCUUUAAAUGCAAACAAAGCUUUCAACUGCAGAAAGCUAGCUCUUGUUCCAGAAUAAUAAUUAACAGUCUGUUUCCAGUGUAGGAUUGACUGACAGCCCAACCUAGUUUUGACAACAUGUAAAAUGUUACAUGGAACUGACCCCCCCCCCCCCCCCCCCCCCCUCUUCUCCACCCAUGGCAUGCUGUGAGGCCUUAUCUGAUCCUAAACUCUCUCCAUAGAUUAUAUCGGUACUGUUCGUUAUAUGAAAGUAAGGUAGUGUGUGAAACCGGAAAUUCCAGCGUUACAGAGUUUUUCUGUAAAUCUGCUCAUAAAGCCCAACCGGAAAUUUGCUGUGUAUAUUUCAAGAUGAAAACCUUAUUUAAGCCUCAUGACCGUUUCCUUUUGUACUUGGAGCCUGUGCGACUGUAUAUACGGAGAAUUUGAUAUUCAUCAGAAUUUGCACCUUCAUUCUUAUUUUUUAAGAUAACUUCUGAUGUAUUUCUGCUAACGGGCUCGGAUCUAGUGGAGAGGAUCAAUAUGAGAGAGAAACAUUGGGAAAAGACGGGACAAAAACCACAAGCUAGAGUCAGACCAAACAGACCCUGGCAUCUAGCACAGCAGAUCACCCCCUGCACCUUCAUUCUUAACAUGUGUGACAGCAUGUGAAUCUGUUUCCAUUGAGCUGUGAUGUGUACAAAAAAAAAAGUUUAUAUCUAUUAAAGAUAUUUUGUUGAAAUACA